Strongylocentrotus purpuratus (purple sea urchin) is the source of this 8791-nucleotide messenger RNA. It is a transcript of the gene unc79, whose product is annotated as protein unc-79 homolog. Gene Ontology annotation, molecular function: protein binding. The record is from RefSeq and is a predicted model, not a curated record. Bases 441 to 8294 code for a protein of 2617 amino acids. Lineage: Eukaryota; Metazoa; Echinodermata; Echinoidea; Camarodonta; Strongylocentrotidae. The transcript is spliced from 52 exons.
AGCAUAAUCGUUGAUGGAGCAGAGAGAUGCUAGCUAGAUGCGGCGAUAUAAAGUCACAUCAUAAUUCAAAACUCUGUGAAAUCCACGAGAGACAAGUAUUUGUGUGAUAACUACUAUUUCAAUGUAGACUAUUCGUCAUUUUUGUUCUCAAUUUUGGCUGAGAAUUUGAUGAUAUAAAUCGUGGGGGAAAUCGACUACUAGUACUAGGCCUACAGUCAGCUGUCGGCAUUCACAUAUUGCAUUGUGAGUACCGUAGAUGCUUGCUAACAUACAACACACACACACACAUUGGAGCCGAGUUGAGGCGCCGUAUUGUGAAUGGUCGUAAUUGAAUGCAGUGAAUGCAGUGAUACACGUACCUACGGAGCUAGUGUACUGCGUGAUUUACAUUUUCACUUUUAGAUGAUUGCACAUGUACAGCCAGUUUUUACCGAGGCAACAUGUCUACAAAAGUAGAGCAGUUUGCUGCAAAGAUCCGCAAUGUGAAGGAUUAUCAGAACCGAAUCCUGUACAACAUAGCACCUCUCCCUACAGGCAUAGAUAUAUCCAACACUCUGAAGUAUUUCAUUCACACGUUAAGAAAUAUACUCAAAGAAGGACCAGGAGAUGUUGACAUUCUUCUUGUAGAUGAACCCAAAUUUGGCACAGCGAGAAAGCGUGUGAAUCUUCGUAUCCCUCACUACCCAAGCCUUGACUAUCUAGGCUUAUAUGAGACUCUUGUUGGACUGGUUGAUAUCGUACCAUUGGUGCAGUAUGGACAGUUUGCUUUUGGUCAGGCUAUCUUGCAGUUGUUUGGAUGCAUACUGUGGUUCUUGGAGCCAGAAACCAUUGACACUAUCCCUCACACAGUGGCAUCUACACUCGCUGUAUUCCAAUCAUCACUACAGAAGGAGACCGUAGACCUUCUAUGUACCACACUGCUUCCGAUAUGUCUCACUGAAGUGAUGGGAUGGGAAGGAGAGACGUAUGCCUCUAUGUCAAUGUCUGCUGUGAUCAUGCUCGUGCUACAACACUGCAAAAACAAAGCUCACCAUGCCUUGCUAGUAGAAAGCAUCAUGACAUACAAGCCUGGUGUGUUCAAGGACAUUUUGUGCACCAUCGCCUUUGGACCAUCCACAGCAAGAGGAGCUGCAGCCAACCUUCUCUUCCAUUACUGGCCUGCCCUGGUUCCUGCUAGUUUGGACAGCAGGGAGUUCACUUAUGCAUGUUGGAAGCCGAUACUAUGUCAAAGAUCCACCUGUUUAACACCAGUCAACAAUGCUGCUGUGAAGAUGUGUAUGGAUCCAUCCAUAGCAGGUAAACAUAGCAAACAACCACCUCCUCUCUACCUUUGUUCAGUCUGCAGCGAGUAUGUCAGCAGAGAACUUACUAAACCACUGCAGAAUGUCCUGACACCCCUGGAAAAUGUAUCCAGAACAUGUGAAAACAAGAACUGUGCUUCGAAUGACAAGACUGCCCUCUAUACGUGCUUUGCCUCAGAAUGCACAGGACAGCAUGGCAAUAAGCCAGUGUGUUACUGCUUAUGUUGCCAUCAUGCUAUACAUCCCAGGGACAGUGAACAUGUGAUACAGGAGUUCCCUCAUGAUCCGUGGUCGUGUGAUAAGGAGACACAGAUUGUGCUGGUGGAAGCAAUCAUCAGUCUUCUGAAGGAGGCCCAUGUAACAGAGAAAGACCCUCUGAUGGCUGCUGCUGAGGACGAUGAACCCGAGUCUGCGGAUGAAUUCUCACAGGCUCCCCGUGAGAAUGAUAUGGCUGAGCUGGAAUCUAACGAGGAAGACUCUCGUCUCUUGAGUCGCUACGGUCUGUGGCUGCUCAUAGAGAAGUGUACACCCAAUGAUAGAACCCCAUGUGAGAUCGUUGGUAGACUACUCAGUAUGCUGUUCCAAUGGUAUGGCUUUACUGCUACCCUCACGCAAGGGAGUAUUAUGUUGGAAGGCUUAAAGAGAGAGUAUGUAACCAACUGGCUUCUGAAGCUUCUCAACACUAAUUUCAGUGUGUUUGUCUCCUGCCUCAUGCCAACCCCAGCAGACUAUGCUAAAGUAGGAGGCCACUGGGACACAUUAUGUAGUCGCAUUACAGAACUCCAUGAUGGGCUAAAGAAUGUGUUUGCUCUUACACCUUACAACACAAUUUCAUUUGAGGUUUGGGACCACAUCAUGCCGGCCUGGAUGGAGUCAAUCUCACAAGAGAUCCAAGAAGAAGACCUAGCACAGCUUCAGGACAUCCUAUGCAGUCUCUUUGACAUAGACAUGUGUCCGCUACCCUUCUCUUCUGAUAAGAUGUUUCAUUUCAUUGCUAUCAAGUUCAAGUCCACACAGGCCAAGGAACAGGAAAAGGCUUUGCUGUGGCUACAGGUCCUGUCUGAAAUGGACAUUGUCAUUCCCAUCAAGCUACUCCUAUCUAUCUUCAACGAGGGCCUUUCCUCCAUCAUGGACAUCCAACGCGCCAAGGUAGCCAUGUUUACUAACAAGCAAACCCUCUCACCGGACAGUGCUGCUACGGUAGUAGUUGGAGCCAACAUGGACCUACGUUCAUCCAAGGACAGUGGCAAGGCAAAGGAGAAAGAGGAAGUAGGGCGCCCAACCCAGGUCAUCAAGUUCUUCUCAGAUACGCUGAUGCCAGCAUCUCCUAUUUCUUUGAAUAAAGGAAAUGGAGUCAUGAAAAUAACAGAGCCAUUCAAACCACCUGAUGCACUCAAACCUACAGAGAUACCCAAACCUACUGAAACUCCUAAGAAAGUAGAGCCACUGAAGCCAAGUGUCCUGAGCACCCCUAAGACCCUACCCCUAGAGCUACCCACCAAUGGGGUAGGGGGCACUCUACCAGCAGAGCCCCCACACGUGACGAUUGACCCUUCUCCUCUGAGUCCAGAUAAAGAUGAGAAGGCUAAGAUGGAACAGACUGAGGAGGAGGUUCUUCGGUGCUUUGUGCUCAUGCUCGAUCUUCUUAUCAUGCAGAGCGAUCUUCAGUAUCUGCCAUUCCAUCAAGGCUUAGAGCACAGCCAAUCCAAGGACUUUGUGGCCCUUCUAACCACCAUGCUUCAAACCCCAUGGGUGACAGAGAACAUGUUUGAAACCAACUCAGCAGAGGGAAAGGAUAAGAAAGACGAGAAACAAAAUCCUGAGAAGGCGGCAGAAGCCAAACAGGAUUCGUCCGAUAACACCAAUAAUGCUGGGAAGUACAGAAAGAAGUCCAUCGGUCAUAAGUGUACAGCUAAUUAUGAAGCAAUGGGAACGAAUGGUGUUAAGAUGAUGUCAUGUAGUCUCUGUGAGCUCUGGGCUCUGUGGUUUCAGCUCUCCCUCAAGCUCUUGGAGCGCAUCGCUCCCGGUGGGGAGACCAAAGUCUGUGACAUGCCGGAUGUUUCUGAGUACCAGUUUGAGAAGAGUCUGGAGGAGGCCCUCACCAUCUGUAAGACCAACGAUGUUAAGAGCAAGAAGAACAAGGGUAUCAUGGAUCGAGGGAUGAGCAAACACAAGAGAAUUACUAAGGGACUCACUGUCCCUGAGAAUAAGACCGAUUCUACAGCCCAGGGUCUGCUGGCUGCUACAGAGGUCCGGACUGAGGUCCUGACGGCUGAAACAGUUCAGGCCUUCUCAGCAGUCACCAACCUGAAAGCAGAGAAAGAGAGAGCAGCCAAGAAACCAGGAGGAGGGCUCAAACCACAGAAAGGAGAUAAAGGCAAGCCGGGUAAGAAAGAUCAUGACAAGGCAACCUGGCAUACGGGACAUGGAGAUUUCACCAUCAAACUAGAAGAGCUACCAAGAUCACUUCAGCUUCUCUUCAUGUUGCUCCAGGAAGUAUCCAAGCAUCCCGACCCUAAUGUGCUGUUGAACCUCCUGAACUGUGUCAAGGUACUGUGUUUGAAUGCAGAAUGCUUGAGACAAGCGGCCAAGGAUCAAGUCGGAUUCCUAGUCUAUGCACAGGAGAACUUGCUCAUACCAAGUUUCUGGAACCUUUUGGAAGGAGAGUUAUCUCAUGUUGUUGAGCUCCUGGUGCCUCUCAUACUGCAUUGCUUUGCCCUUCCCUGUGGAGCAGAUGUCAUGUGGAGCUUGGUGGAUAACGAGGUAGAGAGUGAAAGCUGGCAGACUAGAUUCAGAGCAGCUGAGAGAGUGACAGUCAUGCUGCGAUGCGUAGAAAAGAAAUCACUGGGAAACAAUUCGGUCAUCAUGGGCUCACUUGCUCAUGCCUUCAGUUCAUUGGUAGUAGCCACAGAAGAUAUCUGUCCUGCUGUCUCAGCUAGAGCCAUUCUUAUGCUAGAGAGCAUUCCAAUGAAAGUCAUCAAGGUGUUGGUGGGCUGUCUUGAGUUUCAAUGGGACUCUGUCCUGGAAGAUCGUGUGCUAAUCCUGUCUAAGCUGCGUCUUCUACAUCACUUCAUGCCAAAGGCCCCUGUGCUCUCUUGGGAGUUCUUCAUGAACCGUCUAGAUACUCUAGCUCUAGAGGCACAGGUAGACAUGGAACAAAACAAGGAGUUUCCAUUCCCUAUGGACACCAGUCGUUCCAGUGCCGGCCUCGGUGACCGAACGGACAUCUUCAUGAACAAGCUCCACCGAGCUCGGUUAGCUCGCUCCCAGUCUGAGCUCUCUGGAACCCUGAAGCCACGUCGUCUGUCUGCUGCCUUCAGUAAGCAGGAUAGCAAGGCUAGGAGCAAAUCCAUGCCCACUGGUAUCGGCUUUGCUCGCUUUAACUUCCCACCUUCUGAUCGAUCAACUUACAGCAGGCCAGCCAACUGCCGAGGAGAUAACUUUCUAAUUGGAGAUGGUUUGCUGAUGAACAGUUUGUUCCAUGAUGGUCACCUGAAAGGAAUCAAGGAAGAGAUCAGAGAAGAGAUACCAACAUUCACCAUUGACUUGACCAAUGCUGAUAAACAGACUGUACACAAGCUUAUCACACUCCUCAUGAUUUUCAUGACAGGACCAAGCAGUAUGGAUGAUGACCAAGUCUCGGGAAGAGCUAUGAGCACUGUUUUGCGUCACCUGACUGUGUUGCUAGGUUACAACCAAGUCAGCAAGACCUUCAACCUUCCCCCACAUCAACUGCGAGAGUCGGCAGUCUUCUAUGCAUUCAUGGCAGGAUUACCCAAGAUGCUAGAUCACAAUGUCAAGGUUGGUAACAUGGUGUUACCUAUGGUGUUGAGUCUCCUGCAGUACUGCCCUUCACCUCAGAAGUGCUCUCAAGACUCACAUCCUCCAGACUACUCCCUAUGGUUCCUUGAACCUCACUGCAGGCACUCCUGGUUCAUGUCUCUACUCAUCGUGCUCUACAAGUAUUCCAUUGACCAAGCCGAGUUGAAGACAACACUGAAGGCUUUGGUUCGGAUCACUAUGAAUGUCUUGGAGGCACAGCGUCAUAUCUGUAAGCCCAAGAGACCCGAACCACCACAACCAGAGGACAUCUGGGGUGCUACCCUCCCCAACAAAAACAAAUCAGAGUCAAGUCUUCCUCGAGAGGAUGACAUCAGCGAAGAACUGGGUUCCAUCUCAUCCGUUGGUCCCAACACCCCCCUCCUCACCGCUACCACCACCACCACCACCAAGACCACUGAUCCAGGCAGCCCCCCUGGUGAUACACCCUCCUCUCCCACCCCUAGGGUAGAGUUCAUUACCCCUGGUCAAGUCAUCACCACCAUCAGCAGUGGAGGGGGAGGUGGGCGGGGUAUGGGUGGCGGAGGUGGAGUCGCUGUGACCAAGGAGGAUCCUCGUGUACCCCAGCACCAGGAGCUGGAGCUGGAGCCUGAGAUGCUCUUUGUCUCAGAGGAUGAGGUUAUCAAUCUACCCAUCAACUCUUCCAGCAGGAACUUUGUGGCAUCCACUAUCCUAGAGGUUGAAGAGGAAGAAGAGCCUGAACCCGAGCUUGAGUUACUAGAAGGCUUUGAUAUGAUAGAACCUCUACAGACAUUGGACUCAGUGGCAGAACCCAUGAAAGCCACUGCUACAUUCAUGGCUGAGGAAUCUAUGAAAGCUACUCCUACCUUUGUAGCGGAACAGCCUGAGACGUUUACACACACCGCAGCUCAGCUUGUGACAGAAUUAGAGUCAGCCACGGUUCAGAGCCUCACAGUCGAGCCUCAAGUCAUGCAAGCUGCCACUCUCCAGUCUGCUACCGUCGCUGAGGCCAAACCCAAAACCAUCCAACCAAAGUUCCGCACCAAAAAACGCCGCAAGAUGGGCGUGGCCACCAUCAUGUCCUCUGCAAAUCAAGGCAGUGGGGAGAACUCCCCAUCGGUAGGGGGAGGGGAUGGAGUGCAGUUUGACCUACCGGGGGAUUCACCAGAUGGUAGAGGAAGAGGAGGGGAUAAGAAUAAGAAGAGGUCUCAAAAGCUGAAGGAACAAGCCCAGAAGUCUCCUGAGAAGAGAAGCAGUGUGUACUCAGCUAUCAGACGCUAUCAUGAAGAUAAAAACUUUAUGGCUCUAACCAAGUGCACUGAUUGUGGUGCUCUCCUUGAGGAAUAUGAUGAUGAUACAAUUUCCUUGGCCAUAGUAGUCCUAUCAACCUUUGUCCAUCGGGAUCCAGAGUUAGCUGCACCUCUCCUACUGGAGAUGCUGCAGGUCGUUGGCAGGGUUGCCUCUGCUACAUUCUACCCUUGGCAGAGUGAAAGUAUUGGCUGCCCACCUGGUCAUUGUUGUACUGUGGCUAAACAGUUCCUUCGUUGUACCCUCCAUCAGCUUGCUCCAAACGGGGUUUUCCCUCAACUCUUCCUCAGCAAGAUUGAAGAUCACACAUUCUUACCUACCAUGGCUUCAGCUCUACAAGAUUUUACUGAACUCAACCCUACUGAUGCUAUCAUACAUCUUCUGGAGGGUCUGAAUGAUAAACGCAACCUGCCUCCUCUGCGUACCAUGCUGGUGUUGAUGAAUAUGGCAAACUACAUGGAUUCCCUGCCCAUCGAAGGCUCCACGGCAUGGGGGAACCUGGUACCCCUCUUUGAUACCUUCUUCAGAAAACUUGUCACUUCCAUGCCAGAAAAUUGUGAUGUGAACGAUCUGUUCCGGAUCUUUGAGGUGCUUCUACGUAGCCCAGCCACCAAGAGUCUACAAACCUUGCUAGACCCAAUGGGCAAACUCAUGAGCUUUGCCAUAGUCAGAGCUCGCUUUAAGCUCACUCAUCUACUAGAGAUCUGUACCCUCUGUAAUAGGAUCUUUGCAAAGGAGAGAGAGAAGCAGUCAUUUGCCAGAGUGGUCACUCUAGAACUGGUCCAGGCUCUGAAGUUUAAGACCAACCUUCCAGACAUCAACCUGAUCCAACUAGUCCAGUUUGUUGUGAUGGACGCGGGAGGCAAGAUGAGUGACUUUGGUCAUAUGGAGGCUGAUAUUGAGGUUGACAUGGCAAUGAACUCUACAGGAGCCACAGACUGCAUGAGACAGUAUGUCAGUGAUGCUACUGAAUACAUUGGAGACCUUCAUACACUCACUAAAGUCAAGAACAAUCUACGAGGGGGCUCUCAGAAUUUGAAUGAGGAUACGUUGGGUAGCCAGCUGAAAGCAGGAGUAGCUCAAAUUGUUGCUCUAGAGUUCACUAAGGCUAAUGGUAGAGAAGGACCAAAGGCUAUACAGAGACAUCUACCAUGGCUCUACCACCCACCUUCAUCUGUUCAACAAGGGCCUAAAGAGUUCAUAGACUGCAUCGCCCAUGUGCGUCUCCUGUCCUGGUUACUCCUUGGUUCAUUGACCCAUGCUGCCCUCUGCCCACCAUCCUUCACAAACAGUGGUCUGAUCAGUCAGCCCAUCCCGUUAGAUGCUGGUAACCACAUCGCUGAUCAUAUACAGGUCAUCUUAGCAGGCUUUGCUGAGCAGUCCAAGGCAUCCGUUCUUCAUAUGUCAUCUCUCUUCCAUGCAUUCAUCCUCUGUCAGCUUUGGACAAUGUAUUGUGAGCAGAUGGCGUGUAUGAAUGCUCCUAACUCUGAUGCUCACUCAUCAGCCACCUUCAGCAUCAUGGACUUCUGGAGUCGUGUUACCCCCGGUGUCCUGCAGCUUCUCUCCCACUCUAAAGUGUUGGCAGACAUGGUGAACCUUCAUUUCUUGAGUCUGAUGGAAGCCCUUCAAGAAUGUAACUCUUCUGUUCUAGCCAAGCUCUUCCCCAUGUGGUCUCCAAUCCUGUUCAGCUAUCCUUCAAAGCUCCCAGGAAGCCUACAGGUGAGACUACAGAACUGUGAGAACUUUCCACCUCCAAGUCUGAUGAAAGGGGAGGUCACAUCUUACCAUUCUACCACACUACUCAAAUGGCUAAAGAGACUACAGUUCAAAAUGGGACAGAUUGAGAUCCAAUCUUCAGCUGCCACUCAAUUCUACACUGUGUAGGAAACCAGUCUGAGAACUGGAUACCACUCUGGUAGAACCAAAGACAGAUUGUGAUAUUGUUUACUAUUGCAUGCUCUUUACAGCUGUUCUGCAAGACAUAGAUGUUUCUUUGAAGAAAAUGACAUAUAGCACUCCAUUUUCACCGUUUCAUUGACUUUUGACUUUGGUAUUUGACACACUGAGAUUCAAUAUAUUACUGGUUGAUGGUGAUCACAUCCUUAAAGUAUAAUUGAAGAUACAGCUCUUGUUAUUUGAUCCCUUUUCACUGUAUGUACAAUUCACAAGACAUUAUAAUUAGAUGGAUUACAUGACAUUAUAUUCAUAAUACUGUUUAAAGAGUAUGUGUAUAAUGAAAGCACUGUAGUUUAAUGUGUGAUUUGAUUUUGAAAGUCAUAUGUAACACGAUGCAUCAAUAGAUGGACAUAUAUAGGUAGAGGUGUCGUGGGGAUACAUCACCGGACUGUCGAUCACAAGGUCUGCAGUUCGAGUCCCGCCGC